This is a messenger RNA of Schistosoma turkestanicum, 1182 nucleotides long. The record is from the annotation of a GenBank genome assembly. NCBI's taxonomy places the organism in Eukaryota, Metazoa, Platyhelminthes, Trematoda, Strigeidida, Schistosomatidae.
GUCUGUUUGUAUUGAAGAAUAUUUCUCGUCAAGACAUAGUUGUUCAAAUUCAUUUCAUACCUAUGAAUCAGAUCCAUAUGGUAAAAUUGUAUUUGAACUACAAGGAUUAAUGAGAAAAUUUUUCCCAAAUAAUAAUCAUAAUAAUAAUAAUACACCAUCUAUACGUGAAUGGUUACCAAUGAUUAUAUUCAAAGUUAUCCAAUCAGCUACACAUUGGCCUAGAUUGUUUUUUCAACGUUUACAAACUACCACUGUACGACUUGUAUUAUUACCGAAAGCUGGUCAUAAUCCAGAAGAUAUAUUAACAAUUAAUAAUGAUAUUUGUCAUAUGAUACAAGUAAUGGGUGUUGUACAACAACGUAGUCGAUUAACUAAACAAACUUUAUUACGUCGUAUUACAGCUGUACAAAUUGUAAUUAAUGUCAAUGAAAUUUGUCCAGAAAGCAUUAAAACAAAUCAAUUCACUAAAUUAGAUUGUAUAUUUUCCACACAAAAAACUGCACAAUUAAAAGGUGAUUAUUUUCAUUGUGAAUUUUGUAUAAGAUUUCCUCAAUCAGAAUCGAAUACUAACAAAACGCCAUCAUUGUCGUUGUCGGUCGACAGUAGCACGGUGACAGCAGCACCAUCAGCAUCAGGUGUUCGUCACAAUGAUCGAAUAUUCUGUAUACAUGCACAUCCUAUUUUAAUUGAUAAUUUCGGUUCACAUUGGGAUUUGAGUGUAAAUGCUGGUGCAUCGGAUGAAAGUGUACUUGUUCGAGUGGAAUCACUUCCUUCGGGUGUUCCAUCUACGCAUCCAUUGAAUUCGUCAGAACAACAGCAGCAGCAAAAACAACAACAUCAUCAACAACAACAACCACGUUUAGAUAAUCAAGAGAUCAAUGAAACUGUUCCAACAACUGGAUCUCACCAGUCCACUUCAUCAAUAUCAACAAGAGAGAAAUUAUCGUAUAGUUUUCAUCAAAAAACUAAUUUUGCCAAAUCUAAACUUGUUUCAAGAUCAUUAGAAGGUUGGAAAUCUCCACCGAAAAAUCGUUCAAAGAAAAUUAUCAGUCAUUUAAAAUCUUGACAAUAAAAAUGUUCUGUUGAUAGAUAAACAUUGUUGAUAUUUUUCAGAAAGAAAAUAGUUUGUUUUUUAAUUGUGUAAAUAUUUUGUAAAAAUAAAUUUUUGAUACUUAAUAAAUA